Plectropomus leopardus (leopard coralgrouper) is the source of this 1009-nucleotide messenger RNA. RefSeq names its product Rho family GTPase 2 (gene rnd2). Lineage: Eukaryota; Metazoa; Chordata; Actinopteri; Perciformes; Serranidae. The record is from RefSeq and is a predicted model, not a curated record. Gene Ontology annotation, molecular function: GTPase activity; GTP binding. Gene Ontology annotation, biological process: small GTPase-mediated signal transduction.
GUGGUUUCGGUAGCAGAUCAGUCAGACAGACAGAGUGUAUCAGCGGGACCGGGGAGCUGCGCGCAGGGCAGAGGGAUCUGGAGAAAGCGCACCGGGUCGGCGCAUGUAUUUUCUCAUUUUUCUUCCCCGUCUUGCGUUCUGCUGCGUCUCCUAUGCUGGAUGCUGGAUGCAAUCCGUCCCCGCGUCAACAGCACACCUCUGACGGACAAAACAUGGACAGUAUAGGCAGCCGCUGUAAGAUUGUGGUGGUCGGGGACACGCAAUGUGGGAAAACGGCACUGCUGCACGUUUUUGCCAAGGACUGCUAUCCAGAGAACUACGUGCCCACGGUGUUUGAAAACUACACAGCCAGUUUUGAGAUAGACAAGCACCGGAUCGAGCUGAAUAUGUGGGACACGUCAGGUUCCUCUUAUUACGACAACGUGAGGCCGCUGGCAUAUCCCGACUCGGAUGCAGUUCUCGUCUGUUUCGACAUCAGCCGCCCAGAGACUUUGGACAGUGUCAUAAAGAAGUGGCAAGGGGAGACACAGGAGUUUUGUCCCAAUGCCAAAGUGGUGCUGGUGGGCUGUAAGCUGGACAUGAGGACAGACGUCAGCACCCUGAGGGAGCUCUCCAAGCAGCGCCUCAUCCCCGUCACCCAUGAGCAGGGCAGCACAAUAGCUCGACAGAUGGGUGCAGUGGCAUAUGUAGAGUGCACCUCCAAGGUUUCAGAGAACAGCGUUCGGGACGUGUUUCACAUCACCACGGUGGCGUCCGUGCGGCGGCCGCACAAGCCGCAGCUAAAACGCAGCAGUUCCCGCAGAGGCCUGAAGCGAGUGUCACAGCUGCCCCUGCCACCCCUGCCGGGUCGGACUGAGCAAAUGGACGAGGCCCCGGUCAUGAGGAAGGACCGGGCCAAGAGCUGUGUGCUCAUGUAGAGACCCAUCACUAUGAACAUAUAUAUGUAUAUACAUAAACACAGAAAUAUAUAACAGAGGAAGUCUAUUUAUUGUUUUUGGUAAAUGUUUUU